This is a messenger RNA of Chaetomium fimeti, 1080 nucleotides long. Its product is annotated as nucleophile aminohydrolase. The transcript has 2 exons. Bases 95 to 892 code for a protein of 265 amino acids. The record is from RefSeq and is a predicted model, not a curated record. NCBI's taxonomy places the organism in Eukaryota, Fungi, Ascomycota, Sordariomycetes, Sordariales, Chaetomiaceae. Gene Ontology annotation, cellular component: proteasome core complex.
UCAGGACGUCAGUCUACCUUCCGAGAAUCAUAAUCAAGGAUUCCCCACGCUUCCAGCUCGAGGAUUAAUCGCUAGAGCCCGACGCUGAAACACCAUGGCCGCCAUGUUCAGCCAGAACCCGCUCAUGAACGGGCCCAACUACUCCAUCAACGAUGCACCCAGAGUUAACGCGCCAGAGGGCGCUCGGGAACACCGCUUUGACCCCUAUACCGACAACGGCGGCUCGACCCUCGCAAUCGCUGGCGCCAAAUUCGCCAUCUUGGCCGGCGACACCCGUCUGACUUCGGGCUACAGCAUCAACUCGCGACACCACCCGAAGCUGUUCAAGAUCGGCGGCACAACUGCGGACCAGAAAGAUGCGACCAUCGUCCUCUCGGUAGUGGGGUUUGCGGCCGACGGGGAGGCGCUCAAGGAACGGCUCGACACCAUCUGCAAGAUGUACCGCUAUCGCCACGGAAAACCGAUGAGUGUCAAGGCGUGUGCACAGCGGCUGUCGACCAUCCUGUACCAGAAGCGCUUCUUCCCUUACUACGCACACGCUAUUUUGGGCGGACUAGAUGAGGAGGGCCAGGGCGCCGUGUAUUCGUACGACCCUGUCGGCAGCUACGAGCGGGAGCAGUGCCGGGCUGGCGGCGCGGCUGCCAGUUUGAUCAUGCCGUUCUUGGACAACCAGGUCAACUUCAAGAAUCAGUACAUUCCCAACAGUGGCGAGGGCCAUGCUCUGCAAGAACGCGAGCGCCGGCCCUUGGCGCGCGAUGAGGUCGAGGUCUUGGUCAAGGAUGCGUUUGACGGAGCGGUCGAGCGGCACAUUGAGGUCGGUGACGGUUUGCAGAUGAUGAUCAUCACGCAGGACGGGAUCGAGGAGAUCUUGCUACCGCUCAAGAAGGAUUAAGCGGUGGGCGACUGGGCCCGGUUGGCUAUGUACAUAGCAUUGCACAGCAGGGCUCCUUUGCCUACACGGAAACAAUUAUAGGUGCCGGUACCAGUUAUUGGCGAUGGGCUGCUGGCAAAUCUGGUGAUCAAGUUCUCGUUCUCCGACGUAUUUGAGGUCAUUCCACCAUACCCAAACGUACCAAACUG